AUGCCUUACGACCUCCCUUUUUCUUGCUGGUCACCGUUUUUCUUGGUUGCAAUACCCUGUUCUGCGUCUGCCUACAGGACCUCUUCUCGCCCUCAUGCGAGAGGCGAUCCCUCUGUCCAGUCAGCUUACAUGCCUCUAAGCCUCUUGACGUCAAAACGCGCCGCGGAUCCUCCUCCUCCCCCCACGGCACAUCUCUCUCUCUCUCUCUCUUUUUCUCCUUCUCCCAACUUACCCUGCCCACCGUGA
Molecule: messenger RNA, 246 nt
Organism: Colletotrichum orchidophilum
Lineage: Eukaryota; Fungi; Ascomycota; Sordariomycetes; Glomerellales; Glomerellaceae
Exons: 1
Coding region: 1-246 (81 amino acids)
Source: RefSeq, a predicted model, not a curated record